AUGUUCAAUAUACGCGCUGCUGAGCACCUUCCACGCAAAAGUACUCCUGCGCUUUCGGACGACACUGGCAGCUCCUCUUCACGCGAAAGCUCUCCGCCAGCUACAUCCGUCUCUGGACUCAGCCGUGCGCCAUCCAUCUCUUUUGAUUACGAUUUCAAACAUGAACCCACUGGCGAUGGCACUUAUAUCAGGACUGCCAAACCAGACGCCGACUCCUCGCCAUCAGAAGACAUCACGCUGAAACGGAGACGCAUAUACACAUCGUCCACUGCACGAGUGUCGGGGACACCAUCGUUAGAAUAUGUCUCCCGUCCGUUGAAACAGAAGCUAUGCGCAGACACGAGCACUGAUGACGCUUGCGCAAAGAGGGCAUGGACCUCUAGCACUUCGAGCGACGCAACCAAGGCCAAGGACAGCGCCUCAUUCGGUCAAAGGCAUAUACUCGUCCGCAAGUGGACGAAAAUCACGGUCGCCGAGCCAGACGCGGCUCCCGCGGUCACCUCCAACAUCAACCUACGCGCGCCUUUAGAAACCAUGGCUCGCCCGCCGAAGCGAAAACGGUGUGCAGACACGACGACCGAUGAGGUCCGUGUUAAGAGAAGGUUGUUGUCUGACGGUCCGAGCGACGCGUCAAAGCUCAAAGAGCAUGUGGGAUCGUCGGUCCCGAUAGUUCUUGUAUAUUAUCUUCUCCGGCUCGGUUCCGCAACUACCAGCGGCAGGGUUUAA
Messenger RNA from Postia placenta MAD-698-R-SB12, 726 nucleotides. RefSeq lists its product as hypothetical. Lineage: Eukaryota; Fungi; Basidiomycota; Agaricomycetes; Polyporales; Adustoporiaceae. Bases 1 to 726 code for a protein of 241 amino acids. The record is from RefSeq and is a predicted model, not a curated record. The transcript has 2 exons.